GUUUUUAUGACAAAAGGACUAUUACAUGUCAAUCUAGAAUCGACAAUCUACAACCCAUUUUUGUCUGGUACAAAAAUGGUGUGGCUAUAAAUACCGGGGGCAAUGAAUACAAAAUGUCUGCUGACUAUUUCAAGAGUUAUCUGACUAUACAAUACUAUUCAACUAAACAAAGAGAUGACGUUUACAACUGCACAGCAAUUAAUCCUGUGGGAAGCAGUACAGCAAGUACUAGAGUGACCGUUCAAGAGAUCGAUGGAUGGGUAGAGUCAAAUAGAGGUUCUCAGUGCAGUUUAUCGUGUGGAUCGGGUUAUGGCAUCACACUUGUACAAAGACAAUGCAGCAUCAGAAGAGUCCGGUGUUUAGGACCAGCUGUAUACACAGAUAAAUGUCGACCGCAAACUACGUGUCCAACUUAUGCAUCAACAGUAGCUUCACUGACAUCUUUGAUCUCAACUGGGAAUGUAAACACAUCACACAACGUCAGGACCACCUUACAAGAGUUGGGUUAUACUCAUGAUAUAAGUACAACGCAAGAUGUAGCUGGCAAACAAGAGUUGUCUCAAAGUGCUGUAGCUGGUAUAUCCGUGACUGUGACGGCCAUCACAACAGUUCUUAUUUGCGUGAUUAUUUUCUAUUUCGUUGUGCAUCGUCGUAGACAACUUUCUGCAAGCAAUUUAACUACCUCACCGGACAUGCAGACGGAAUUUCCCUCUCGCAAAUCACUACACGAUGACUCCAGAGCCGAACAAAACACAGUAAAUUGGGAUGCUGUCUUUUGCUAAUGCUGCAGUCAUUGAAAGUGAAAGUUCGGAUUUGAAACCAGUAGAAACGUAUGAAAUGGUAGAAAACGUAGAAGGCAUGAAGAGUAACCCUGCAUACGGUGAUGUAAGGUCCGAAGGCGGUGAUGAAGAAAACAUAUAUGAAACACCAAGUGCAAUGUACGUGCCAAUGCAGGCAUCUGCAAGAGAUACAAAUGAAUAAUUCUGAUGCAUCGCUAUCUUGGUACAAACUUUGUUUGAGUCAACCACUGUUGUCGUAUUAGCGCUGAUAGCUUUAGACAUCUCUGCAGUUAUUGUGUCGUACUUUCUUUCAUUUAACGUAUAAUUGUAUACGGCAGAUGAAACAGUAGUGUUGACAAAUGUACGUUUUGAUUGAUAGGAAAUGUUUGCUUAACGUUUGUGAGCGUUUUUUCAAACAUGGAUUAGCAAG
Corticium candelabrum is the source of this 1209-nucleotide messenger RNA. RefSeq lists its product as uncharacterized. The record is from RefSeq and is a predicted model, not a curated record. The coding region runs from base 114 to 782 and encodes 222 amino acids. The transcript has 5 exons. NCBI's taxonomy places the organism in Eukaryota, Metazoa, Porifera, Homoscleromorpha, Homosclerophorida, Plakinidae.